Bombina bombina (fire-bellied toad) is the source of this 1798-nucleotide messenger RNA. RefSeq names its product sulfatase modifying factor 2 (gene SUMF2). Gene Ontology annotation, cellular component: endoplasmic reticulum. The transcript has 9 exons. The coding region runs from base 221 to 1024 and encodes 267 amino acids. NCBI's taxonomy places the organism in Eukaryota, Metazoa, Chordata, Amphibia, Anura, Bombinatoridae. The record is from RefSeq and is a predicted model, not a curated record.
UCACCGCUAUACCAUGCAGUGCAUACAAUUUAUGAUGCAUUCACACAGUAAAACUGCUUACUUCCUAUAUUGCCUGAUAUAUUCUUUAUGUACAUGUCCCCGGGAGCGCGAGUAGAACAAUAAAACAGAUCAUCCCCUGCCCUGCAAGAGUUAUCAAUCUUCUGUACAUGGACAUGAGAAGGAGAGUGGCACUGUGCAGCUGACAGGUGGGAAGUUUCGUAUGGGAACAAGUUCCCCUGAUGCUAAAGAUGGAGAAGGUCCAGUCAAACAGGUGAAAGUGAGCCCUUUUGCUAUAGACAAAUAUCCAGUUACCAACAAGGACUUCAGAGAAUUUGUAAGAGCAACAAAAUACAAGACUGAGGCAGAGGCAUUUGGCUGGAGUUUCGUAUUUGAGGACUUUGUAUCAGAAGAACUGAAGAAGAAAGUUACUCAGAAGUUAGAGUCAGCACCCUGGUGGCUUCCGAUUGAGAAAGCUUUUUGGCGACAGCCAGUUGGUCCUGGAUCUGGCAUAAAAGAGAAGCUGAUAUACCCUGUGCUGCAAGUGAGCUGGAACGAUGCACAGGCUUUUUGCAAAUGGCUUGGGAAAAGGCUGCCUACAGAGGAAGAGUGGGAGUUUGCUGUUCGGGGCAGGCUUCAGGACAAGGUGUAUCCAUGGGGAAACAAGUUCCAGUCCAACCGCAGCAAUCUAUGGCAGGGGCCGUUCCCUGGCUCUGACACUGCCGAGGAUGGUUAUCAUGGAGUAUCACCAGUAACAGCGUUUGCUGCACAGAAUGAUUAUGGUUUGUAUGACAUGCUUGGGAACACGUGGGAAUGGACAGCCUCAGAAUACAGAUCGCCUGGAAAACAGAAGAUGUAUGUCCUUCGUGGAGCUUCGUGGAUUGACACAAUGGAUGGUUCAGCCAAUCACAAAGCUCGAGUAACCACAAGGAUGGGGAACACUCCAGAUUCAGCCUCAGAUAAUUUGAGUUUUCGAUGUGCCAGAAGUACAAAUCAUUCGAAAGUACAGCGUAAAGAGGACUUAUGAUGAGCUCGCUACAGUAAAAUAAAUAUGGCAAAGAGACACAAGAACAUAUUUUGUAAUAUACAGAUAAAUGUGCUCUACCCAGGGAGGGUAACUAUACUCUGACGGACUUACAUUAAUCUGCACGAUUCCCGUCAGCAUUUAUCUGGCCAUGCAUACAACCUCCUUUUUAAUAUUGCAGACUGAAGGGCGUAAACAGAAAUAAAAGCUGAUACAUGUGAUGUGCAAAUUAGAGACGGUAAACACCUAGUGAUUACAUCAUUUUUCUUCAGUUUUCCAAUAGAUUAACAUAUCAGCAGAGUCUGAACAUUAUUAGAACAGAAUAACACCAUGUUUGCUGCAAUUGUUUUUGAAUGUUUAAACUCUUCUCAUCACUUUCCUUAUUUGGAGGAUCCAAUCCCAGACUUGCCAUUGAGCUAACAAAAUCUGUAUUGUUUGGGUUCAGCAGAAAUUAUGAGACAAAAAUUAUUUUUGCAUUAAUUAUGGUGACUUUUUCCUCAUACUAAGUUUUUGCAAAUUAAAUGGACAGUAAACGCUUUGUAAUUACAAUACUUUUCUACAGUCUUCCAACAGAAUCUGAAUGCUAUUAGAACAGAUUAACAUCUUGUUUGCUGCAACUAUAUUUUAAUAGCCAAACCACCCACCACUUCCCUUAUAUGGAGGAAGUAAUCUGCGUUUGACUCCGGAGAACACAAGGCUUACCACUGUUGUGUUAACAAAAGCUCCUUUGUUCGGCGUCAACAGAAAUUAUAAGAUAAUAAACAACACACAAGGAAA